UGGAAGCUCGUAUUUACAUUUUAAGUCUAUCUGGUGAGGGGGCUGGAGCCUGCGCCUGGGCCGGGGGGUAGCGGGACGCCCUCCGAUCCGCUUCCUAGUCGCUUCUCUUCCUUUUUUCUCAGCGUUCUAACCAGCCGCGACCAUGCCCAGGAAGAAGGCGGCGGCGGCGGCGGCGGCGGCCUGGGAGGAGCCGAGCUCGGGCAACGGCACGGCCCGCGCCGGGCCCAGGAAGCGCGGCGGCCCGGCGGGCAGGAAGCGCGAGCGGCCCGAGCGCUGCAGCAGCAGCAGCGGCGGCGGGAGCAGCGGCGACGAGGACGGCUUGGAGCUCGACGGGGCCCCCGGCGGGGGCAAGCGCGCGGCGCGGCCGGCGGCGGCGGCGGGUGGCAAGACGGCCGGCGCGGCCGUGGUCAUCACCGAGCCCGAGUACACCAAGGAGCGCGUCAAACUUGAAGGCUCAAAGUGCAAAGGGCAGCUUUUGAUUUUUGGGGCAACCAACUGGGACCUGAUUGGUCGGAAAGAAGUGCCUAAGCAACAAGCUGCUUACCGGAACCUUGGUCAGAAUUUGUGGGGGCCGCACAGGUAUGGGUGCCUGUCGGGGGUCCGGGUGCGGACGGUGGUCUCGGGAUCCUGUGCUGCACACAGCCUUCUCAUCACCACAGAAGGGAAGCUGUGGAGCUGGGGUCGUAAUGAGAAGGGGCAGCUGGGACAUGGCGACACCAAGAGGGUGGAAGCUCCCAGACUCAUCGAAGGGCUGAGCCAUGAAGUGAUUGUGUCUGCAGCGUGCGGGCGCAACCAUACCCUGGCACUGACAGAAACGGGCUCUGUGUUUGCAUUUGGAGAGAACAAGAUGGGACAGCUGGGCCUUGGCAACCAGACCGAUGCUGUCCCCAGCCCGGCACAGAUAAUGUACAACGGCCAGCCAAUUACCAAGAUGGCCUGUGGGGCCGAAUUCAGCAUGAUAAUGGACUGCAAAGGAAACCUGUAUUCCUUUGGGUGCCCUGAAUAUGGUCAGCUGGGCCACAACUCGGACGGGAAGUUUAUUGCCCGCGCACAGCGGAUAGAGUACGACUGCGAGCUGGUGCCGCGGCGCGUGGCCAUCUUCAUCGAGAAGACCAAGGACGGGCAGAUCCUGCCGGUCCCGAACGUGGUGGUGCGGGACGUGGCCUGCGGUGCGAACCACACGCUGGUCCUGGACUCACAGAAGCGCGUCUUCUCCUGGGGCUUUGGUGGCUAUGGGCGGCUGGGCCACGCGGAGCAGAAGGACGAGAUGGUGCCCCGGCUGGUGAAGCUCUUCGACUUUCCUGGCCGUGGUGCCUCCCAGAUCUACGCCGGCUACACCUGCUCCUUUGCCGUCAGUGAAGUGGGUGGACUGUUUUUCUGGGGCGCCACCAACACCUCUCGUGAAUCUACCAUGUACCCGAAAGCUGUCCAGGACCUGUGUGGCUGGAGGAUCCGGAGCCUGGCCUGUGGGAAGAGCAGCAUCAUAGUAGCCGCCGACGAGAGCACCAUCAGCUGGGGCCCCUCGCCAACCUUUGGGGAGCUGGGCUAUGGGGACCACAAGCCCAAGUCUUCCACCGCAGCCCAGGAGGUGAAGACUCUGGACGGCAUCUUCUCCGAGCAGGUUGCCAUGGGCUAUUCACACUCCUUGGUGAUAGCGAGAGACGAAGGCGAGUCCGAGAAAGAGAAGAUUGGGAAGCUGCCGGAGUACAACCCCCGGACCCUGUGAGGGCGGGCGGCUCCCCCCCGGCAGCUGCGGCCCCGCGGGCACUGGGACCAGCGCGUGGACGCGGAUGGGGGCGAGCGAGGCCAGUGCAGGUGCACUUCUGUUAGACCCCCUGAGGUUCCGUUUUAUAAGUGAUUCAACGUUAACUACCUUUUUCUGUAUGCUUUCCAAAGUGGGUUUUUUUUUUCCUCCUCCUAAUGUUUAAUUAAAAUAUUCGCUCCUAGUUCUCACCAUUCCUGUAAAAGAGGCAGAAGCCUUGAGCAAUCUUUUUUUUUUUUUUCUUCUUCCAAAUCGUGUUUUUCUCACUCUAGGAUCCACAUCCUAGGCAGCCCUUCCCAGUGGUAAUUAGCGCAGUGCUGUCUGGGAGACGAUUGCCAGAAACGGGGUCCCCUAGGGGGCCGGCGCCGUGAGCCUGGCCAGUCCCUUGCGCCCCUGUCCUACCUUUUUUCUCCAAGACCGCCCCACUCCUGCUCCCCUCCCCCUGCUGGCGUUUACUGCCGCCUGCAACCCCUCGGCUGCUCGUGGGCUCCUGCAGCAUCCCAGAUUCUGGCAUGUCCCCCUGGUGGGGGCUGGGGUAUGUAUGCAGUCAUUUUUAUCUCCUUUAGCUAUCAAAGUCUAGAUGCAAAUCAGGUGAUGGGGACACUUCUGUGUCUGCCUGGGGGACUGGCUGUGCGGCCCCCCCUCCCUGCGGCCAGGGUGCGGCCCUGCCGAGAGACCGAGGAGCAGCAGUGCCAGCAGCCAUGCAAAGAAGGACCGGCCACUCCGCUCUGCCCGCUGGACCCGCCCGAUCCCACCACACUGUUCCCUGCUCGGCUGGCGGUAGCUGUGCGUACUCGGCUGCGGUACCAAAUAGUUGGGGUUACCGAAGAGGCCCCGCCCCGCCACAUGUAGGCGUGGACAGCACGGCUGCCGCCCGUCUCCCUGCCAAGUGCCCUGUGCCCGAGCUCGUCACUGGCAUCGUGUGCCCUGCGGUGAUGAGGUGCCUUCCCCGGAACCCUCCUCUCCCUCGGGCCCGUGUGCCGUGGCAGCCCUGGUUGGCAGAGGGUCUGGACUGGUUUGGGUGCUUUAAGUAGACUUGUAGUUGCGCGGUGCUUCUGGGAAGAUGGGGAAGGGCUUGGGCGUGAGACUCGGGUGGAUGGAAAAGUGAUUACUGGUCUUUUUGGAAAACUUUGGCUUUUUGCUAUUAUUACCGCUUGUCACUGUCCAUGUUAAAAUGCCAAAAAUGAUCCUAGUCAUUGUUGCUUUUUUUUCCUAUUUUCCCACUCCGGCCACCUGCAGGGGCUGCUCCUGUGGGCUGUGGCUGGCACCUGCUCCGGCCUGGAACCGCCCCGGGCUUCACAGAGGGCAAGGUGGCACCUUGCAGGCUGCCUUCACGCUCAGCUCUGUUGACCUGGUCCCAGCAGCUUUGGGGCCUCUGCUGGCCUGACCCGAUGGACCCACACCACCAUCGCACUCUUGUGGGACCUGCUGACUGCCGCGAGCUCUUCGCUGGCUCGGGGCUCGGACGGAGUGCCCUCCCGAGAAGGUUAAGCGCACAGUUGCAGAGGCCGAGCUGGGCCUGGAGCUUCCGGUGGGUGAAACGGACCAGCCACUGCAGCCCCUUCACGCCUGCCGCCCUGCUCCUCCCCUGCCAUCCCCUCCUGCUUCAGAGCUGGAACUGAAGUUCCUUCCGAGAAGGAGGGUUGGCUCCUGCACUCCUGGAGAGGGACACGUGGCUCCACUCCCCGCAGCCAGGCUGCUGUACUGACCCCCGCUAGCGGGCGAAGUGGACCUGGACGGGCUAGAGGGAAUGAAGUCUGAGGGCGGGGCGGGGCGGGGGGCGCGGUUCGGUUGAAGGUGCCUGGUUUAGUGCUGUAAUUGUCUUAUUUUUUUUUAUAUAUAUAUUUCUUGGAGUCAACAUUUUGAAUAAACUGCAUCAUUGUUUACUCGG
Molecule: messenger RNA, 3653 nt
Organism: Ochotona curzoniae (black-lipped pika)
Lineage: Eukaryota; Metazoa; Chordata; Mammalia; Lagomorpha; Ochotonidae
Gene: RCC2
Product: regulator of chromosome condensation 2
Exons: 13
Coding region: 143-1726 (527 amino acids)
Source: RefSeq, a predicted model, not a curated record